Molecule: messenger RNA, 845 nt
Organism: Cotesia congregata
Lineage: Eukaryota; Metazoa; Arthropoda; Insecta; Hymenoptera; Braconidae
Source: the annotation of a GenBank genome assembly
AGAAGAAAAACAAGCAGCUGAUCUUAUCUUUAGCAAAAGAUAACCUCCAAAAAAGUGCAAUGAUCGCAAUGACUCAUCAACAAUCAUCCCGAGCAAACUCUCGUAUAAAUCAAUAUGAAGAAUUGAAUGGAAUAUCGAUGACAAAUGGCGGUAUGAAUGGUAGCGCUUCAGGUGCCGGUACAACAGGAACAGGAGUACCAAGUUCAUCACCAGGAGUAGGCGCAGGAACAACCGCAAGUUCAAAUACUUCUGAGAAAAUUAUACAGGAGGCGCCACACCGCGACGAUACUUCGAAGACACAAGCUCGAGGGAUUGGAUCGGCAGCAAAGACCGUCGGUAGCUCGUCGGAGAACGCCGUCGUGGAGAAACACGUUAUUGACGACGACUCUGACGAGGAGGAGGAGGAGGAAGAAGAGGACGACGAGGACGAGGACGAGCGCGAAGAGGAUCGGAUUGAGGAGGACGAGGACGAGGAAGACGAGGUAGUGAGAGAGAUACGACGUGACGGCCAACCGGAGCCCAGGCCAAAGAGCCGACACGACUCGAUUGCUAAUACUACUGUCACUACUACUACCAGGUACAAUAAUCUUGGAUACUGGAGGGCUAGACGCGUCACUUUUUAUAAAAAUGGAGAUCCUUACUUCCCUGGAGUCGAAUUUAGAUUUAAACCUGGACGAGACAUUGGAUCAUUGGAAGCACUUCUCGAUCGACUAUCCUUGCGUCUGGACCUUCCAAGAGGUGCGCGGCACAUAUUUUCAAUGGACGGUGACAGAAAACUCAAUCUCGACGAGCUUGAAGAUGGUGCUUCAUAUGUUGUAUCCAGCUACAAAACAUUCAAGAUUAUU